Molecule: messenger RNA, 1209 nt
Organism: Clavispora lusitaniae ATCC 42720
Lineage: Eukaryota; Fungi; Ascomycota; Pichiomycetes; Serinales; Metschnikowiaceae
Gene: CDC50
Product: aminophospholipid translocase regulatory protein
Cellular component (GO): endoplasmic reticulum; plasma membrane; Golgi apparatus
Source: RefSeq, a predicted model, not a curated record
AUGAACUUUUUACGUCGGAGAAAGAAGAGCGACGAUGACGAUUUAGGCGAGGAGACAGUAUCGCGGAUUCAGAAGUCAAGAAAGCCCCCAAAUACUGCCUUCCGGCAACAGAGAUUGAAAGCAUGGCAGCCUAUUCUUACGCCUAAGACGGUGAUCCCUUUCCUCUUUUUGCUCGCCGCUAUUUUUGCUCCAUUAGGUGUAGCUAUUGUCUACUACACAUAUAAUGUGGAAAAGUUGCAGAUUGAUUAUUCCAAAUGUGCCACUUUGGCCACAGAUUCGUACGCGAAAGUUCCUUCCAAGUACACUAAUUGGCAUUUCCGACACAAAAACACCGAUCCAGACUUCCAGUGGAGAGUGAUCAAUGGAACAGAUGCAGAUGGUGAUAGAACAGAGACGUGUUUCGUGAAGUUCAAUUUACCACGUGAUUUGAAACCUCCAAUCUACUUGUACUACAGACUUACGAAUUUCUACCAGAAUCACAGAAAGUACGUGGAUUCUGUGGACCCAAAGCAAAUAGCUGGACACGCCCUUGAUGCAGACAGCUUGUCAACAAAUUGCAAGCCUUUGCGGCUGGUAGGUGAUGGCUCUGAUGAAAAAGUGAUUUAUCCCUGCGGAUUGAUUGCAAACUCGCUUUUCAAUGACACAUUCAUCAGUCCUGUGUUACUCAACUCGAAGACAGGAAGCGACAACGAAACUUAUGUCUUAACAUCGAAAGGAAUCUCAUGGGCAUCUGACAGAAAACACCAAUUCAAGAAAACUACUUACAAACCUGAAGAUAUUGUACCUCCACCCAACUGGGCAAAAAUGUUCCCCCAAGGUUACAAUCUGAGUAACAUCCCGGACUUGUCUCAGUGGGAGCAGCUACAAAACUGGAUGAGAACUGCGGGUUUGCCCACAUUUUUCAAGCUCUACCUGAAGAAUACAACAACAACAUUCACUCUGGGAACCUACGAGAUACAGAUUGGUUUGAACUACCCUGCUUCAAUGUAUGGUGGCACCAAGUCGUUGGUGAUCACGACAAAUUCAGUUUUCGGUGGCCGCAACAUGACAUUGGGAAUUGUCUACCUCAUUGUUGCUAUAGUGUGCUUGGUGUGUGCCAUUGGUUUCUUCCUGCAACAUUUGAUCAAGCCUAGAAGGAUAGGAAACCAUAAUUUCUUGCAAGAAGGAGGCGCAGAACAAGCUCCCGCUCACUUCAGAGAGCAGCUCUAA